GAACCCCUCCCUGACUUUGUCUGUCAGGACCCCCUCCCAAAAUCCCCUCGACUUCGUCGCUCUUGCCGCUCCUCCUCCUUGAUGGCGUCGUCGUCGUCUUCUUCCCGGAGGCAGCCACUUCCCUCAUCCAGCACCGCCGGUUCGUCCAUGUCGGGCGAGGGAGGGGUAACCACGGGGGAUGAUAUGCUGGACGCCCUCAUCGAGGUGUUCCCGCAGUUGGAUUUCUUAACACUGGUAGAAGUUUGCAUGGAAUAUAAGGAUACUAUAGAUGGCGCUGCAGAUUAUAUUAUCCAUACUGUCCUUCCGAGUAUACAGGAUGACAAUAAUGCAAAUGCAAACGAUGAUUCACAUAUGAAAGGGCCUAGUUCAGUGGAUAAUGAUGCAAAUUCAGUGCAGUCUGACACAUAUGAGGAGAAGGAUAGCCUUAUGAGUGGAAAUUCUAAUUGUUUGGUUGCUGGUUCUCCGAAUUUGAAACCUGAAGCUUCGUCUUUUGAAGAUGAUUUGGAAAUCCAAGACGAUGGUGAGUUAGCCGAGGAGGAUAGCCUUAUGAGAGAAAAUAAGGAUAAUCAUAUGGGAGAAAAUUCUGAUUGUUUGGUUGCUGGUUCUCUAAAUCCGAAACCUGAAACUUCAGCUUUUGAGGAUGAUUUGGCAGCACAGUCAGUCUACCCUAUCAGACUUGAGUCACUUGACAAUGCAAUUGUUAACGAAAAAGACAAGAAGGUUAUUUUAAUGUCAAAUGUAACAGCGAUAAAUCAAAUGCUAGAAGACAUAAAGUUCAAAGAAGAAAAAGCAAAACAAGCUAUGGUAGAUUCAACUAAAGCUGGCAAUGAUAUUCUUGUGAAGGUGGAGGACUUGAAAGAGAUGACAAUGCUUGCCAUGGAAGAUAACAACAAAGUUGAAGGGGAGGUUUUCGCUGAGCAAUCUGUUCUAGCAUCAGAAGCACAUGGGCUUCAAGCUCGGUUGUCUAACAUUUCCGAGGAAAGUAAUAACUAUUUCUUAAUUAUAGACGAGAUGCACAAUACUCUUCAAGGAAGACUUGCUGCAGCCGAAUUAGAGACUGUACUAUCCAAGCAAGCGAAGAUUGACAGGGAAUCAUUGGCUAUGAAAAUGCUGAAUGAACAAGAACUCUUAGUUGAUGCUACAAAGGAAAGAUCCAAGAAGCUGGAAGAACAAGUGCAGGAGAACACUAAGUUGAAGGAGCUACUGAUGGACCGAGGCCAAGUUGUGGAUGCAUUGCAGGGGGAAAUGCUUGGAAUUUUCGACAAAAUUUCACAGCUUCAACUCAGGGUGCAAGGAUCAUCGAGCAGGUCCUGCUCAUCCAACCCAGCUGAUAACAUUGCACAACCCCAAUGUGAAGUUGAUGAGGGACAAAAUUCUGCUGAUGAGUUGCUACAGAUAGCUUCACCAAGCUCAUUUAGAUCAACGGAUAGCACUGCGCAAGCACUUGACCAUGAGGCACAACUUCCUCCUGUUGAUGAACCGUUGCUGCUCCCUGCUGACGAGAGUGAGCCACUCCAACAACAUUACCCAGAUGACGAUGAUGAUGAGCCACAAGUUCCUCUUGAUGUGCCACUACAACUAGGUUCAUCCAGCUCGCUGAAAUCAUCAGACAGCAGCAUUGCUGAGCUUCUGGGAAGAAGGGUACUUGACGUGCAUUUAGCUGUGGGUUCAGCACAGCUAGCUUCAUCCGGCUUAGUGAAAUCAUCAGACAAUAUUGCACCCUUCCGGUACCGUACAAGUGUUGAUGUUGAUGACUCGCCACAACUUCCUUCGUAUUGCUUGGCCAGCUCGGAGAAACUUACUGCUUCCAAGAGUAGUUGGUCAUCUGCUGUCAGGUCAAAUUCAGUUAUCAGUGCCAACGACGAGACCGAUGAUGAUAGCUGGGAUGUGGUUGACGAUGAAGCCAUGUAUAUGUGUGCCAACUAGCUAUCCAUAUGAACACUAUAUAUGCUUCUUUACUUCAUUGAGCCAUGGCCUUCUGGUUAGAAGGAAAACUGUAUCUGGGAAUUUGCAAAUUUGCUUAUCUGGAGUUAUAAUAGCAGUUUUGAAUAAGUACUUGUCUCGUCUAAAUGGUUGGUGUGCACCAUCUUAUCUUUUUUUUUCCUGCUACUCCUGAAAAUAUUUUGCACCCCUAUUUUUUCGU
Oryza brachyantha (malo sina) is the source of this 2143-nucleotide messenger RNA. RefSeq lists its product as uncharacterized. Bases 82 to 1926 code for a protein of 614 amino acids. Lineage: Eukaryota; Viridiplantae; Streptophyta; Magnoliopsida; Poales; Poaceae. The transcript is spliced from 9 exons. The record is from RefSeq and is a predicted model, not a curated record.